Messenger RNA from Molossus molossus (Pallas's mastiff bat), 1203 nucleotides. RefSeq names its product annexin A13 (gene ANXA13). The record is from RefSeq and is a predicted model, not a curated record. The transcript has 11 exons. Gene Ontology annotation, cellular component: cytoplasm. NCBI's taxonomy places the organism in Eukaryota, Metazoa, Chordata, Mammalia, Chiroptera, Molossidae. The coding region runs from base 63 to 1013 and encodes 316 amino acids. Gene Ontology annotation, molecular function: calcium-dependent phospholipid binding; calcium ion binding.
UUGGCCUUUAGGAGAGCUGAUCUCUUAAUAAAAUACAGAACAACUAUCUCAGAAAAACGAACAUGGGCAAUCGUCAUGACAAAGAGAGAAGUCAUCAGGGUUUUGAUGUGAAUCAAGAUGCCAAAAAGCUGAACAAAGCCUGCAAAGGAAUGGGAACUGAUGAAGCAACCAUCAUUGAAAUCUUAUCAAGCAGGACAUCGAAUCAGAGGCAACAAAUAAAGCAAAAGUACCAGGCAACAUACGGCAAGGAACUGAAGGAGGUGCUCGAGAGUGAGCUGAGUGGAAAUUUCAAGAAGACAGCCUUGGCCCUUCUGGACCGCCCCAGCGAGUACGAUGCCCGGCAGCUGCAGAAGGCCAUGAAGGGUCUGGGCACGGAUGAGGCAAUGCUCAUCGAGGUCCUGUGCACCAGAACCAAUGAGGAAAUUGUCGCCAUUAAAGAGGCCUACCAAAGGUUGUUUGACAGGAGCCUUGAAUCAGAUGUCAAAGAUGAUACAAGUGGAAACCUAAAAAAAAUACUGGUGUCCCUGCUACAGGCUAAUCGUGAUGAAGGAGAUGAUGUGGACGAAGAUCUAGCUGGUCAGGAUGCCAAAGAGCUGUAUGACGCAGGGGAAGGCCGCUGGGGCACUGAUGAACUCGCCUUCAAUGAAGUCCUGGCCAAGAGGAGCUACAAGCAGUUACGAGCCACCUUUCAAGCCUAUCAGAUUCUCAUCGGGAAAGACAUUGAAGAGGCUAUUGAAGCCGAGACGUCGGGGGAUCUGCAGAAGGCCUACUUAACCCUUGUGAGCUGUGCCCGGGACCAGGAGGGCUAUUUCGCUGACCGUCUGUACAAGUCCAUGAAGGGUGCGGGGACGGAUGAGGACACACUCAUUCACAUCUUUGUGACCAGGGCUGAGGUGGACCUUCAGGGGAUAAAAGCUAAGUUCCAAGAGAAGUAUCAGAAGUCCCUCUCUGACAUGGUUCGCUCAGACACCUCCGGGGACUUCCGGAGACUGCUGGUGGCCCUCUUGCACUGAAACACGCCAGAGCAGUAGGAGCUCAGGGAGGAUCCAUCUUGGUCAAGAGCCCAUUCCAAACCAGAUUUGCAAAUGUGACUUCAGCACAAAAAACCUACAAGAGUCCUGGUUUCUCUUCUUGGCAGCUGAGCAGUGCAUCCAGGCCAGGCUGUCUCAGUCAAAGACAGAGGCCUUGAGGCGCUUGGGCAGG